AUGCCGAGCCGUCAAUCGCACCGUGGAUCUGAUCUGGAACUUUGCAAACUAAACGGGCGCGUGCUACCCAUUUAUUCCCUAAUUAAAUUACUUUACUUAUCCAUGUAUAUCACAGCGCAGCACUUUAAACCCUCCGCAGCCGCUGCAGCCGCUGAAAGAGCACUGGAGGCGGAAGACGAUGCAGACAUACCGCAAGGAGGGAAUGAGGUUGACGUCACCGCAGGAGUCGUAGUCGGUGUGGUCAAGGUCCGAGCCGGCGAGGUAGACACAAAAGGAUAUGACUGGGACAUGGCUGUGUGUAAAGUGUCCGAGGAAUGUAAAUAA
Molecule: messenger RNA, 324 nt
Organism: Echinostoma caproni
Lineage: Eukaryota; Metazoa; Platyhelminthes; Trematoda; Plagiorchiida; Echinostomatidae
Source: the annotation of a GenBank genome assembly